UGCUUAUUAAUACUCUGAAACUUGUUGCCUAAUGCAGGAAUGAUGCUGGGAUACUUGUCCGGACUGAGAGGUUAAGAACCAAAGAUAUAACACAGAGAGUGAAAAUGAAGAACUAUUGGCAGGGUGGGGUAUGCCUGGCAUUUGCCGAUGAGGUUCUAUGUUGGCUCUACGGAACUGUUAAAGAGAAUGAAGAUUAUGUCCUACAGUUUGUCCCACAUUUCCAUCGCUUGGAACUACUCCGAGCCCAGUCUUGCCCAGAUGUCAUCAACUCAGCAUGUGGAGCAACAGUGUGUACCCUGAACCAGUUUUCCUUAUUGUCAUUUACUACACUUCAAUUUUUACCUCGAGGAAAUGAUUGCAUAUGCUAGGCGACCACCAGUCAUCAAUUGCAUGUCAGAGUAUUUUCGGUGACCUUCAGACUUUCGAGAUGAUGUAACUCCAUAAUCUACUAUGAAACUGCUAUAGUAUGCCAAUCAAUAUAAGUGGCGUUCUCACAAAUAUACUCCUAGUAAUUCUUUUCCUUUGGACACUGGUGAAUGCCUUUCUGCCCUGAGGCAAUCUGGGAACAUUGGUCCAAACGGAUCACUGGAUCUAUCUGAAGCCUUCCGUCAUUAAAUUUGUUUCA
This is a messenger RNA of Phoenix dactylifera (date palm), 625 nucleotides long. NCBI's taxonomy places the organism in Eukaryota, Viridiplantae, Streptophyta, Magnoliopsida, Arecales, Arecaceae. The record is from RefSeq and is a predicted model, not a curated record.